AUGGGCUUCAGAUACACAGAGUACCUGGACGGCCAGGUGUACCGAUGCAAAAAGUGCGGCCAACAUCUGACCACCCACGACGAUCUCAUGUCCAAGAGCUUCAAAGGGGCCAUGGGAACGGCCUACCUGUUCAAAAAGGUGGUCAACAUCCAGGAGCAUGAAGUGGUGGAGAAGGAGAUGACCACGGGUAAGCAUCUGGUCUGCGACAUCACGUGUGGAGAAUGUACGACAACCCUGGGGUGGAAGUACAUUAAGGCGUUUGAGAAGCAGGAAAAGUACAAGGAGGACAAGUACAUUCUGGAAAAGUACUUCAUGACCGCGCCCAGACUGAGUCAGCAGAGGUUUGUUUGA
Messenger RNA from Yarrowia lipolytica CLIB122, 351 nucleotides. RefSeq lists its product as uncharacterized. Lineage: Eukaryota; Fungi; Ascomycota; Dipodascomycetes; Dipodascales. The record is from RefSeq and is a predicted model, not a curated record.